This is a messenger RNA of Macadamia integrifolia, 1361 nucleotides long. Its product is annotated as meiotic recombination protein DMC1 homolog. Bases 118 to 1149 code for a protein of 343 amino acids. Gene Ontology annotation, cellular component: nucleus; condensed nuclear chromosome. The transcript is spliced from 15 exons. Gene Ontology annotation, biological process: chromosome organization involved in meiotic cell cycle; DNA strand invasion; reciprocal meiotic recombination. Lineage: Eukaryota; Viridiplantae; Streptophyta; Magnoliopsida; Proteales; Proteaceae. The record is from RefSeq and is a predicted model, not a curated record. Gene Ontology annotation, molecular function: DNA strand exchange activity; double-stranded DNA binding; ATP-dependent DNA damage sensor activity.
CAUAAGUAGUGGUCACUAUAAGGUUCCACAAACUCAUUCACAAAUCAGUUACGAAAGUUUCUAAAUCGAAAGAACACUCUCUCAGUCGCAGUCUUGCUUCUCUCCGACUAGACGAAAAUGAUCGAGUUAAAAUCCGAAGAACAGAGCCAACUACAGCUUGUUGAAAGAGAAGAGUUCAAUGAGGAUGAGGAGUUGUUUGAAGUUAUCGAUAAACUAAUUGCUCAAGGAAUCAAUGCCGGAGACAUUAAGAAGCUUCAAGAUGCUGGGAUCUACACCUGCAAUGGUUUGAUGAUGCAUACGAAGAAGAGCUUGACAGGGAUAAAAGGAUUAUCUGAGGCGAAAGUGGAUAAGAUCUGUGAAGCUGCUGAAAAGAUAGUGAAUUACGGUUAUGUAACUGGAAGUGAUGUUCUGCUCAGAAGGAAGUCCGUGGUUAAGAUCACGACGGGAAGCCAGGCCCUUGAUGACCUCUUAGGGGGUGGAAUUGAAACUCUAGCGAUAACAGAAGCAUUCGGGGAAUUCCGGUCUGGGAAAACUCAGCUCGCACAUACUCUAUGCGUCUCCACACAGCUUCCUAUCAACAUGCGUGGUGGGAACGGGAAGGUUGCUUACAUUGACACUGAAGGAACUUUUCGUCCAGAUCGAAUUGUACCAAUUGCUGAGAGGUUUGGCAUGGAUGCAGGGGCAGUCCUUGACAAUAUUAUCUAUGCACGUGCUUACACAUAUGAGCAUCAAUACAACUUGCUGCUUGGUCUGGCAGCUAAAAUGUCUGAAGAGCCAUUCAGACUUCUGAUAGUUGACUCAGUUAUUGCUCUCUUUCGAGUUGAUUUUACCGGAAGAGGCGAGCUUGCUGAUCGCCAGCAAAAGCUGGCACAGAUGCUCUCCCGUAUGACAAAGAUAGCUGAGGAAUUCAAUGUUGCGGUAUAUAUGACCAACCAAGUUAUUGCUGACCCGGGUGGAGGAAUGUUCAUAUCAGACCCAAAGAAACCAGCAGGAGGACAUGUGCUCGCCCAUGCUGCUACGGUUAGAUUGAUGUUUAGGAAGGGCAAAGGGGAACAGAGAGUCUGCAAAGUGUUUGAUGCUCCUAAUCUGCCUGAGGCUGAAGCCGUUUUUCAGAUAACACCAGGAGGCAUUGCAGAUGCAAAGGACUGAAGCUUGAGUUUCUUACUUUUCUGUCAUUAUGUAGCACAGAUGAAUCGGCAAAAUAUGGGUUGUUUUUGUUUUCUGUGUAUAUUUUACUGGAUUUGCGUUUGGUAUGAUAUAUUUUACUGGAAUCGGUGCAUUUAAGUUGUAGAAGUUUUGGUUGUAGCUGCUUUGGCAGUAGAUAUGCACGCUGAUAUUCUAAGUAAGCAUAUAGUUUCUAA